AGCCUGUCAUCUAAACUGCCUUCUUUUUUCUAGGUGACAUCAGACCUCCAAAGCACGUUCAACAGACGGAUUUGGCCGCAACACUGUCAGUUGGGCUUGGUCUGCCGAUUCCAAAGAGCAGCAUAGGCAGUCUUUUAUUCCCAGUUGUAGAAGGAAAACCAAUGAGGGAACAACUGAGAUUUUUACAUUUAAAUACAGUACAGCUUAGCAAACUGUUGCAGGAGAAUGUCCCGUCCUAUAAAAAAGAGCCCGGAUUUGAGCAAUUUAAAGUGUCAGAAAGGUUGCAUGGGAACUGGAUCAGACUGUACUUGGAAGAAAAUAACUCAGAAGUCCUUUUCAACCUGGGAACCAAGGUUCGCAGGCAGUACUUGGAUGCGCUGAGGACGCUGAGCCUGUCCCUGAGCAGACAAACGGCCCAGUACGACGUCUACUCCAUGGUGGUGGGGACGGUUGUAGUCCUAGAGGUUCUUGCCCUGCUCCUGCUCAGUGUCCCCCAUGCGCUGAGCAGCGAGGCUGAGCUGGAAGUCCCCUUGCUGUCGCCUAUGUUUUCUUUGCUCUUUUACCUGGUGCUCCUGGUCCUUUCGGCACUCCAUGUCAUCGUGUGCACCUCCGUGGACAGCUCGUGCUAUCUGUGCAGCCUCUCGUGGCUGACAGCAGGAGGAGUCAUGGUGCUGAUUUCUGCCCUGCUCUGUGCAGUCAUAUCUGCUGUCACCAAGGUGUUGGCCAGUGGAAAGCUUCCGAGUAAGAAUCCGGCUCAUUCCAGCUCCAGGUGGUCGGAGUUAGAUCUUCUUAUUUUACUGGGGACCCUGGGCCACGUGUUGAGUCUGGGUGCAAGCAGUUUCAUCGAAGAGGAGCACCAGACAUGGUACUUCCUUGUUAACACACUGUGUCUAGCUCUGUGCCACGAGAUGUACAGAAACUGCUUUCUGGAAGACAGUGGUGCGCCUAAGCGUUGUCUGCACGCAGAAGAGGAGUUUGACCGGGCCACCCAGGCCCCACGGGGCAGGGGCACGGACUGGGACACGCUGGAGAUCGACAAAGUGUCCACAGGGCCCUCUCCCCUGGAAGUGCUCAGAGACCAUGAGAGGUGGAUGGUGCUGGCGAGCCCAUGGGUGAUUCUGACCUGCUGCCGGCUGCUGCGGUCCCUGAACCAGACAGGCGUGCAGUGGGCCCACCGGCCGGACCUGGGGCACUGGCUCACCAGCCCUGAUCAUAAAGCUGAACUCUCUGCUCUGGCCGCACUUUCCCUCGUCAUGACUUUUGUGUUGGUUCAAAGAAGGUGCUCUGUGGCAUCAAAAGUAGCCAUGGCGUUUGGCCUGCUGGGCGUCUAUUGCUACAGGGUGGCCCUUGGCAAUGUGCUGUUCCCGUGGCAACAAGAUAACAAAGACAUUUCAAAGGGCAUUACUGAAGCUCGUUUUGUUUAUGUCUUUGUCCUUGGCAUUCUGUUCACGGGCACCAAAGACUUGCUUAAAUCUCAGGUCCUUGCUGCAGACUCCACAGUCAGGACCGUGGGCCUCUGGGAGGUGCAUAGCGGACUGGUCCUCCUGGCUGCACUGCUCUCACGACCACACAACCUUCCUGUCUUAGUGCUCAGCCUUUUGGUCCAGACCAUCAUGACUCAGUUCGUCUGGAGGCCCCUGAGGCACAGCACAGCUGAGGUCACCGUGAUGCACUACUGGUUUGGUCAAGCAUUCUUCUACUUUCAGGGAAACUCCAACAGCAUCGCCACCGUGGACAUCUCAGCGGGCUUCGUGGGCCUGGACGCCUACAUGGAGAUCCCAGCCAUGUUCCUGACCGCGUUUGCAACAUAUACCGGGCCUGUCCUGUGGGCCAGCCACCUGGUGAACUUCCUGAGCUCAGAAACCAGCAGCGGAUCGUCACUGAGUCAUGCCUGCUUCUGCUACGCACUGAUUUGUUCUUUUCCAGUUUCUGCAUAUAUCAUUUUGGUGACAUCCUUGCGUUAUCAUUUAUUUAUAUGGAGUGUGUUUUCUCCAAAACUUCUCUAUGAGGGAAUGCACCUACUCAUUACCGCUGCUAUCUGUGUGUUCUUCACAGCCAUGGACCAGACCAACCCAAAGUCUUAGACUGAGCUCUUAGGCACUGAACUCUUGUGUUUUCGUCGUCGAUUUGCAUAAUGAAAACAUCUGUUCAAAUGGAAGGUCAUUUUUUAAAAGAUGUGAAUUCUAUAUGGUUGAUGAAUAGCUUCAGUUUCUUUGACUGCUGUACUUGAAUUUAGGUAGUAAGUAGUUUGAAGAGGUCACUUUAAAUACACAGUUUGGAUAUGAAUUGUAUUCCCCUGUUGACUGUCACUCCAGAAAUUUCUGAACUUUUAAUUUUCUCUUGAUAAGUUACCCAAAUAUGUAUGUUUAAAUGAAAAAAAUAAAUCAUUUCCAGGAAGUUGCCAUUGUCGUGCAGUGGAAACAAAUCUGCCUAGGAUGCACAAGGAUGCGGGUUCGAUCCCUAGCCUCGCUCAGUGGGUCCAGGAUCCAGCAUUGCUGUGAGCUGUGGUGUAGUUCAUAGACCCGGCUCGGACCCUGCAUUGCUGUGACUGUUGCAUAGGCCGGCAGCUGUAACUCUGAUUCUACCCCUAGCUUGGGAACUUCCCAUAUGCUUCAGGCGUGGCCCUAAAAAACAAACAAAUUAAAACAAACAAACAAACAAACCUUCCCAGGUUGGUCAUUUUGCACAGAACUGGGAACUGUGCAGGAAGCUCGCCUGCUGCCAGGAUCACCACACAGACCUUAGAGCCUUUUAAGACCCUAGAAACCACAGGGAUUCCCCAGGAGCGCGGGCUUAUGUGGGUUACAUCUGUCAACAUUUAUGGCAUUUAAAAUUAAAAUUAAGAUAUUUCAAAAAUACAUAGUCAUUUGAAAAUAAAGAUAUAAACCCAUGUCAUGUUAAUACAGCAUUUUUAAGAAAAAUAACUAUAUUUUCCAAAACAAAAAUAUUUAGCAAGGAGAGUGACAUUGUUUUACACUUUGGUAAAUCUGAUGUCUGGUUUAAUUGAAGACGGUUGCAUUCUGCAUUCAGUCUUGUGGUCUGUGUUUGUUUGAUGUAGUCACACAAGUAUGUAGUUGGAAAGGGAGGAGUCUUUUAAUAUCCUUUCCUGACCAUUGUGAAUGUCCCUCCUUGAUACUGCACUAAAAUUCAACAGGUGAUAGUUCCUUAAAGGUUAGUUGGAGAAAGAAGUUAUGAGUGUGUUUAAAACAGAAGACCACCUGCUAAGAGCACCUGGGCCAGCAGACUGGUGUCGGAGUCUGCUGCCAGGUUUGACAGAUACUGUCGCUGUGUUAGAUGCUCUUGUUGUGGGAAACUGGGUGAAUGCCACAGGGGACUCUCUGUAGUAGUUUUGUAGCUUCUUGUGAGAUUUAAACUUUUCAAAAGAAAAAGAAAGGAUUAGCUGCAUUGUGGAACCUGAAACCUUCUCUGUGAACUUUUGUGCUCCCCUUCAUUAAAAUCCAUUGAUCUUUCUUGCA
Messenger RNA from Sus scrofa (pig), 3476 nucleotides. Lineage: Eukaryota; Metazoa; Chordata; Mammalia; Artiodactyla; Suidae. The record is from RefSeq and is a predicted model, not a curated record.